Messenger RNA from Melanotaenia boesemani (Boeseman's rainbowfish), 2679 nucleotides. RefSeq names its product tripartite motif containing 8a (gene trim8a). NCBI's taxonomy places the organism in Eukaryota, Metazoa, Chordata, Actinopteri, Atheriniformes, Melanotaeniidae. The record is from RefSeq and is a predicted model, not a curated record. The transcript has 8 exons. The coding region runs from base 378 to 2081 and encodes 567 amino acids.
GGUCACGUUAUUGUAAGGGGGGUAGUAGUCGGUGUGGAGACACUGCGCUCUCCAACCAGUCUCUACUUACCUUAAAUAUUACUCAGAGAGUUUACAGGAAAGCGAAACAGCCGAAAAACCAGCCGGGAAUCUUAUAAAAUCCCGGGGUUUGGGCGCUACGACGAUUAGAGAACUGUAAUCUAACCGGAGAAGCUGGAUCUCAUCGCGGACUGGAUGACAAGCUCUACGGCGCUGUAGGUGCACCGGAUUCGGCCAACGACAUGGGGAAUAAAUAGUUGGUGAGAUCUACUUGUUUCGCUGCCGUCAUCUGCUUCAUGUGCUAAUUGUUGUGUCAUACACUCCUAUUGUGCACCGUCAGUUUGGAUUCCCUAGAAGUCAUGGAUGCAAGCUGGAAAAACUGUUUUGAAGAGGAGCUUCUUUGCCCCAUUUGUCUAAAUGUUUUCGACGAGCCAAUCCAGCUGCCAUGCAAGCACAACUUCUGUAAGGGGUGCAUCUCUGAAGCAUGGGCCAAAGAAAGCGCAGCGGUUCGGUGCCCCGAGUGCAACCAUGACUACGACAAGAAACCCACACUGGAGAAGAACUUCAAGCUUGCCAACAUAGUUAAGCGGUUUAAUGCUUUGAACACGGAGAAAGUCCCUGCUGUGCUGCACUGUGUCCUCUGUAGACGAGGCCCUCCGUUGCCUGUGAGGAAAGUGUGUCUGCGCUGCAAGGAGCCCUGCUGCCAAACUCACAUCCAGACGCACCUUCAGCAGCCGUGCGCAGCGCCGGGACACCUGUUAGUUGACGCAGAGGAGCUGAGCGCCUGGACGUGUCCCAGUCAUGAGGAGUACAGGCUGCUGCACUGUGAAGAAGAGCAGGUGGCUCUAUGUCCGUUCUGCUGCAUCUCCCACUGCACCAACCAAAGACACACAGUGUGUGAUGUGGAUACACAACGUGUACAAAAGCAGGCCAUGCUAAUGAGGCAGCAAGACAGACUGGAGGGUCGUGUUCAGAACAUUGAUGAGCAGCUCAACAAGCUGGAGUCAGACAAGACCCUGAUGAAGGAUGCAGUUUCUGAACUGAAGGAGCGUGUGAGCGCUCAGUAUCAGAGGAUGCGUGCACUGCUUGAAGCAAACCAAGUGGAGACCUUGCAGAUGCUGGAGAGCACUUACAUCAUGUAUGUAAGGAAGAACUCUCAGCAGGUUCUGCAGCUCAAUGAGAAGCGUCAGGAAGCAGAAAAGCUCCUAAGCUCAGUACAAAGGUUUUUUCUAAGAGCAGAGAGUGUAAACUUCAUGAAGAACACAAAACCUUACCAGCUGCUAAUGGACAGAUCGAACUCACACCUAAAUGGUGCCAUACCUCCUCUUAGAGUGGGCCAGCUCAGCUCUCAUAAUUUCCUAUCUGACCUUUCAACAAGAGAGAAGAACUUGAGAAAAAUGUUAGAAGAACCGUUAAAUGAGGUACCCGUUAUUGAGAUUGUUCAGUCUCACAGCAGCUCUUCUGGCUCCCAGCUGGGAACAAGUUCAGGACUCCAGAAGAGGAAAUAUGACAUGGCUUUCCUAGAACGUAACUCAGAAAACUCUGCUUCCCAGGAUGCUCCUCCUUUGCUCUACAGCGGUAAAAAACCCUUCCUGGCUGACCAGAACCAUCACGCUUCAUCUAUGUAUUCCUCAGAAGUCCUUCCCCAGAAUCCUCACUCUGGACCUGGCCACAGUCGCCUCCUUGACACUGCAGCCCAUCACAUGGUGGGUCUGGGCUCCAGUUCUAGCCACCACUCAGGAAACUUCUUCCCAUCCUCUCAUUUCCCCAGUGGAGGUGCCUCACAACAAGCCAUGUUAGGAGGGAGGAAAGUGCUGAUGUGUACUCUGAAUAACUGCUGCUGCUCCAGGGCCCCUGCAUCUCGUGGCCAGUCUUCGUACGCAGCAUCAAACUCCUUCCCCUCCAUGACCUCUCAGGAGUUCUCCUCACAUGCCUCACUUCCUGCAAGCCAGCCACUGCAGCAUUUUCCCAUGAGGGGCCUGUUGGAGGCCCAGACUGCCAGGCACCCCGAUUUCUACGGGCUGUACGGCCAGUCUUCAACUAAGCAUUACGGGACCAAGUAACAAACUAGAAUCUGGAUUUGUGCUUUUAUUACAUCCAAACUGGAAUAAUAAUUUCCACAUUAUGUUUUCUGCUCUUUUACAUUUUGACUCAUAAGUGUUGUCAGGUUAUAUCCCUAACAGAAAUGAUUAUUUUAUCUUGGCAUGUUGUGUGAAACCACUUCUGGAAACCACAGUAGCGCUUUAAUCCCAGUGAUACUAGAAUUUCUCUAAUUUGAAAACAAACGUUUACAUUUUUAUUUAUUUUUAGUUUUAAUUUGACUGGAAGUGCUAAUGUGAAUCAUUUUAGUCUUAAUCCUUUUCAGCAGCGACUAAAGAAAUCACAUAUCCUUCAUCAAGAGUCCUGGCAUGGGACUCCAGUGCCUGAAAAGACUGUUAACACACUCUUACUGUACUUGCAAUUUUCUAGCUCUUGAUUAUUUCCUGUUUGGGGCUGAAGGCACACAGGAAACAUCUCUCCAUGCACUCAGAAGUCCAUGUGGCUUUAGAAGAACACUGGACUCCAAAUGCUUGUCAGGUUUUUCAUUAAUUUUUAUAGAGGAUUAUGAAUAAACCAAAAUCUGUGGAAGAUGUUGAAUAAAUAAACAAGCAUAUUAAAUUA